UCGAAUUUGUUGGUCGUAAAAAAUCCCUUAUCUACUGGAAAAAAUUCAAAGAAGUGGUACAUACACGAAAACCUCUCUAUAUUUCAAAAUUAAAUGAACUUUAUAUUUCUAGAUGUAAAGUCUCUGGUGGAACCUUAUAUCAGAUUAGAGGUCUAUGUCCAAACUUGCGACGCUUGACUAUAAGCAACUGUCAUGGAUUUUCUAGCAAAACAAUUGGAAAAAUCGUAUACCCGAACUUAAUAUAUCUUAAAUUCCACCGUAAACGUCAUCGUAUCAAAGAUAAAACUAUUUAUAAUAUUGCAUCUUCAUGCCCAAAUUUAACCUAUCUCUAUUUAGGAUAUAGUGAAUACAUCUCUGAUAUUUCUAUUAUAGAAAUUGCCAAGUCGUGUCAAAAGUUAAAAUAUAUCAAUAUAGGUGGUGCCCACAUUACUGAUAUCUCAUUAAAAGAAAUCGCUCAUCUGUGUUCGAACCUUCAACAUCUCCACUUGAUCGAUUGUGAAAAAGUGAUGGAUUAUGGAAUUAGCGUUAUAGCUACCUCAUAUCCAAAUAUGCUUAGUUUUUCUUUUGCAAAUGGGAACAGUUCAUAUGAUAAAUUUAAUAAUGAGGGUAUUUCCGAUGUUUCUGUUAAAAAAAUCGCUCAGUGCUGUCCUGAUCUCAAAUAUCUUAAUGCUAGUUGGAAUUGGAUAUCUGAUGAUCCCAUUUGUAUAAUAGUGUGA
Entrophospora sp. SA101 is the source of this 716-nucleotide messenger RNA. The record is from the annotation of a GenBank genome assembly. NCBI's taxonomy places the organism in Eukaryota, Fungi, Glomeromycota, Glomeromycetes, Entrophosporales, Entrophosporaceae.